Osmia lignaria (orchard mason bee) is the source of this 3096-nucleotide messenger RNA. The record is from RefSeq and is a predicted model, not a curated record. Lineage: Eukaryota; Metazoa; Arthropoda; Insecta; Hymenoptera; Megachilidae.
UAUUAUAAGGAAUACAAAAUUAUUUUAAUUUAUUGUACAGAAUUAUAUUUAAAAUUUAUGUAUGAUACAUUAAAUGCAUUUUCUUCUUUUAAAUACAAAUUGAAUUAGACAUUGACAUACCUUCUAUCUAGGUAAUAUUAAAGUAGUACUGUGAAAAGAAUAUUUAAAUAUCUGUUUUUGAUAUGGUGUAGUUGUGUUUAUUAUACUAUAAGAGAUAACUAAUAUUUUUAUGGCGAAGUUAGAUAGCGACAGUAGCAUGAUUUUGUGCAAAUAGAAGUAUAGAUCAUCGUUUAUACUGGCUACAGUAAAAUUGAUAAGGCGCUGAUACAAAGCAUGGCGUGCUCCUUCACGGAUUCAGUCGAUCUGUUGACUACGAACGAUAUACAUCGUGUAUUUAUGUUACUUCGCGAUUAAAUAAACGUAAUUAAUUGCUUCAUUAGACGAAUUGUGUACUAUAAGAAUUACAUUGCUAUUACAGGGGAAGGUUUAAAUAAUUUUUUCAAUAAUAUCAAGAAGCUCCUUUAGACAAUACAAGUUUUCUAGAAGUAUUCAGAAUUAAAUACUUCAAAAUACGCAAAGUUUCACUGAUGAAUGAUCAGUAUAUUUAAUUAGUGAUAGUGAGUGUUACUAACAGUGAUCCAGAGAGUGUUUUAUGCUUCACCUUCACAGAGAGAAUGUCAACGACGCCAUUAAAAAUAAAUAUAAUUGGUAAAAUUAAACAGGCUCCCACGCAGAUUCGUCGUUAAUAGGGCUCGAAUGAACACGAUCGCAGAUUUAAUCAUUUAAUCGGGAUCGCACGAUGACACCCUUCCCCUGGUCCAUCCCCUUGGAAAAUCUAUAUCACCCUCCAGAGGUGUCACAAUAAAACAGCUCGUGGCUGGUGGCCACUUGACAACGGCUGGAGAUAUUCUCACCCCUAAUGUAUAUUAAACAAGGCUCCCUUUUUUUAUACACCUCUGCAUCCCCCCCGUUGACUUCGUGGAGUGGCGCUAAUAAGAAUCUAAUUGCUUGGGAACGUUCGAAAUUUUAUUUUCAUUCCACGAAGCUCACGUUUGUCAAGCCGAGACACAUGGGGGUCUAACAGCGACCUAAGGGUGUCCGGAGGGAUGCUGGAUACGCAUGGAACAGUAUGGGACGGACCAGAGAGGAGCUCCACCCAUGGAGGCUCGUGCUCCGCCUUCGCAAAAUUCAUUUUCCCGGGGGUUGUAUCGUGCUUUCUAUUAGUCAAAUCGGCCCGUCUGGACUCGUCAGUCGGUUUAACAGCUACAAUCGUAACCCGGGUCAAAAGUGUCUCUUAUCCCUCCGAAUAAACUUAAAUACUAAUCCGUUAUUGUUUCGUGAAGUUGAAACUGGUGUUGUGAUCAUAAAAGUGAAGGAGAAUUGUUUUUUAAUAUGUACCAGGAGAUCCAGACGUGUUAUUCGUAAAUUACAGUCGAUGCUGACGUACAAUGGUUGUACCGGAGGUACCGUAGACACGGAGAAUGGUUCUCCAGCGGAUUCACUUUUGUCAGCCGAAGGGGAACUCGCCGAGGAAGCUGGGGAUUCGCCAGGUACACCGAGAGAUACCGAGGAGGAGGCUACACUUUCCGAUGAAUUUUAUUCCCACGAUACUGACGAGGAUGAGGAUCAAGGCAAGAAACGAAGAGAUCGCACUAAUUCCCUAGACGGCAUUUCCUCUUCCGGCGGUGGACACCUGGGUUCACCCACACCCAGAGUAGGCAGUCUAGGAGUUCGAAAGUUGUUCACAAACAGCCGUGAACGUUGGAGACAGCAAAAUGUCAGCGGUGCCUUUGCGGAACUUCGAAAAUUGGUACCUACUCAUCCACCAGACAAGAAACUAUCCAAAAACGAAAUUCUACGAAUGGCAAUUAGGUAUAUACGACUACUAAGCAAUGUCCUGGAAUGGCAAAAAGCACAAGACCGAAACGAAAUCAACCAACACGAAGUUCGAAUAAAAUGUGAGCCUAAUUUCAAUCAAAAUUCAACUAUGUAUCACACAAAAUCAUCAAUAUUAAAACAAGAGAAGCAAAUGAACGAGAAUCAUGGAUACAGAACAUCUGGUAUCAUACAGCAUCCGGUAUCUCAGGUGGUAUGUGACAAAAAUGGGAAUAAUUUAUUGAUGAUUGCUCCAAAUGGUCAUGGUAUACCUAAUAAGAGAAGUAUCACACCAUCGACUCAAAACCCUUUACCACCGGUUGUGAUGAAUAAUGGAAGUAUAAGAGCAUCUUCCAAUGGUCCACGACCUUCGACCUUCCCAAAAUCACCUCAAGUGAGUGGUCAAGGUAUAAGUUCCAGUAUUACUUGCCCAUCGACUGGAUCUGUGACGAAUAAUGUACCCACUGUUAAUGGAAACGUGCCUAAUUGUGGUCAGAAGAGGUUGAAGAUUGAGAAAGAGGAUGAUGAAUCUGGACAAAAUAGAGAGUGUAAGGUUUUGCCUGCUCAUAACGUCCCUAUGAGGAAAAGGGUGAAAAUGACCUUUGUUAAAGACUCGAAUCCGGGAUUUCGUAAUGAUUUUAGAAAUGUAGAACAUAAAUGAGUUUUAUUUACAUUACUGGAUGAAGAGACAAAGAUAUGUUAAGUGCAAUUUAGUAUAGAACAUUGGUGUACGUAGGUAAGGGUGGGGGGUGGGCCAGGUUCUUCGCUAUUUCCAAAUUUUCAAGUUUCAAAAUUUCAAAAAUCAAAAAUUUCCAAAUUUCUAAGGUACCUAGCCCUCCCCAGAAAAGAAACCUAGUCACUCCAAUGGUAUAGAAAGAAUCUGUACAACAAAACGGUGUAUAAUCUUUCUCAAAGAAUAUUUUAUUAGUUAAAUUGUAUUUAUGUUGAAUCUCAGUCAUACAUACCGAUACAACGAUACCAGAAAACAAUAACCGAAGAAUCACCAAUGAAUUUCUUAGAAGACAUCAACAUGUAUAAUCCAACAAUAUCACAAGAAAAUUUCCAAUACAUAUAAAAUUCCAUCAUUAACGAUACACAGAUUGACAAAAUUCGUACACCGAACAUGGCGAAGAGAAGUCAACGACUACGUGUUACAACAAUUUACUAACAACAAAGUCUGACUCAGAAAUGAAGAAAAUAAACAGGAAUUUAGCAAACGCA